GGAUGCACUGUCUGUGGUGCAGCAGGUCGACUAGUCGAUCCGGAGCUCAUUGAUGACUCUCCAGCGUGUUGUUGCAGCGUCAUCCUGUUUGAAUGAAGUUCAGACCCACAACGAGCCACCAACUCUUGAUUUGCUCCCUGGUGAACUGAAACAGGAAAGAAAAAAACCCCAAAGAAACUCAGGACCAAGGAAGUGAAAGCUUAACAACCAUGCCGGUGUUCACGGUAAACGUUAAAUGGGGCAAAGAGAAGUUCGAUGCAGUGGAGCUGAACACAGAGGAGCCACCCAUGGUUUUCAAGGCUCAGCUUUUCGCUCUGACAGGAGUUCAACCAGACCGGCAGAAGGUCAUGGUGAAAGGAGGCACUCUAAAGGAUGAUGAGUGGGGUAACAUUAAGCUGAAAAAUGGAAUGACUCUGCUGAUGAUGGGGUCGGCAGAAGCUCUGCCGGAGGAACCGGCUGUCCGGCCCAUGUUUGUGGAGGACAUGACUGAGGAGCAGCUGGCCUCAGCGAUGGAGCUGCCGUGUGGGCUGACAAACCUGGGCAACACCUGCUACAUGAACGCCACCGUGCAAUGUCUGCGCUCUGUUCCAGAGCUCAAAACUGCCCUGAGAAGGUAUUCGGGUGCUCUGCGAUCUUCAGGAGCAAACGCGCCGUCGCAGUACAUCACAGCAGCGCUUCGUGAUUUAUAUGAAACUAUGGACAAGACUUCGUCCAGCCUCCCCCCCAUUAUUCUGCUGCAGUUCCUUCACAUGGCCUUUCCACAGUUUGCUGAGAAGGGAGACCAGGGGCAGUAUCUUCAGCAGGACGCCAACGAGUGCUGGCUGCAGAUGAUGAGAGUCCUUCAACAGAAACUGGAACCGCUUGAACCAGAAGCUGCCAUGGAGACUGAGUCUGAGACCGGAGCUGCUGCUGCCUCGUCAAAGAAGAACUUUAUUGACCAGUAUUUUGGAGUAGAAUACGAAACUAGUAUGAAAUGCACAGAGUCUGAGGAGGAAGAACCAAUCAAGGGCAAGGAGAGUCAGCUGCAGCUCAGCUGCUUCAUCAACCAAGAGGUCAAAUACCUUGCAACGGGAUUAAGGCUGAGGCUGCAGGAGGAGAUCACAAAAAUGUCUCCAUCGUUGGACAGAAACGCCCUGUACAUAAAAUCUUCAAAACUUAGUCGCCUUCCUGCCUACUUGACUGUUCAGAUGGUCCGAUUUUUCUACAAGGAGAAGGAGUCUGUGAAUGCUAAAGUUCUAAAGGACGUCAAGUUCCCACUCAUGCUGGACGUUUAUGAGCUGUGCACCACGGAGCUCCAGGAGAAGAUGCUGCCCAUCAGGUCAAAGUUCAAAGAGGUUGAAGACAAGAAGCUGGAGAAGCAGCAGCAGAAGGUAUUGAAGAAACCAGAUGCAUCAAAAGAGACGAAAUACGAUCCUUUCUCAUUCCCAGAUGAUAUCGGCUCCAACAACAGCGGCUACUACGACCUGCAGGCCGUGUUGACGCAUCAGGGCCGCUCCAGCUCGUCGGGUCACUACGUGGCGUGGGUCAAGAGGAAAGACGAUGAGUGGGUGAAGUUCGACGACGACAAGGUGAGCGUGGUCGCUCCCGAGGACAUCCUGCGGCUGUCAGGGGGCGGAGACUGGCAUAUAGCCUACGUUCUACUGUACGGGCCUCGCCGGCUGGAAAUACUGGAGGAGGAGCAGUAGAUUUCUAUGACCAUUGUUCACACAUACAAAUUGCCAUUUCAAAGCACUGUCUGCAUACAUGUGCAAUAAAUUUGUGUCUUUGAAGAUUUGAUGACCUUAAUUCUUUUAUUUUGGAUGCUUGUAAAAAGGAAAAAACCUUCAACUGUAUCAUUGGGCUUUGGGAAAGAUGUGAGCGGCAAUCACUGGACUGGAUCCUUAAGGUUUUAAAUGUCGCUUUGCAGUUUCAGUACAUGUUUUAUACACGUUGUAUAUUUUAAGCCUUUCAUAAGGUGGUCAUAUGAGAGCAAAAUAUUUCUCUUUAGUCAUUUAAUCAACUUGUAUAAAAAUCCUUGCUUGGAGCGCUUUCUGGCAGAUUUAUAACCGAAAAGCGUUUGUGUACUAAAUCCUGUUCUCCUGCAGGACCUCUGGGUUCUUCAGAGAACUUCUUGUGGUUCUUAAAAGUUUUGAUAAAUGCGGUUCUGUCUGCCAAAUUGUCAUUCAUGCUUUUUUUUUCUCCAAUGGGGGGGGUUGAAGCAGGUUGCCCUUGUGGUGAACUGAGUGCAUUUGAAUAAAAGCUUCAGACUAAAA
Messenger RNA from Oryzias latipes (Japanese medaka), 2252 nucleotides. It is a transcript of the gene usp14, whose product is annotated as ubiquitin specific peptidase 14 (tRNA-guanine transglycosylase). The record is from RefSeq and is a predicted model, not a curated record. Lineage: Eukaryota; Metazoa; Chordata; Actinopteri; Beloniformes; Adrianichthyidae. Gene Ontology annotation, molecular function: proteasome binding; protein binding; cysteine-type deubiquitinase activity. Gene Ontology annotation, biological process: proteasome-mediated ubiquitin-dependent protein catabolic process; protein deubiquitination; regulation of proteasomal protein catabolic process.